Quercus robur (English oak) is the source of this 3132-nucleotide messenger RNA. RefSeq lists its product as uncharacterized. The coding region runs from base 22 to 2925 and encodes 967 amino acids. The record is from RefSeq and is a predicted model, not a curated record. The transcript is spliced from 2 exons. Gene Ontology annotation, molecular function: nucleic acid binding. Lineage: Eukaryota; Viridiplantae; Streptophyta; Magnoliopsida; Fagales; Fagaceae.
GAAUUGUAGUGAAGAAAAGAGAUGAUACAGAAGAAGAGAGAGAAAGGAGAGAUAGUAUGGGUAAGAGUCUCACUCUCUCAAACAUGCUGGCCGGCUCUUGUUCUCCGUACUUUCCACGAUUCCGUCCUCGUUUCCUUCUUCUCCCUCCCUCAAUUCCCUCCUCCCCGUUACGUCCUCGAUUCCCUUCUCCUUUCCUUCCCCGACAACUUCCGCUCCCUCGCGCCCUCCGCUCCCCACGAGCUCCUCCACCGCGCGUUGCGGCUCUACGGUCUGAAGAUCCUCUCUUCGCUCACGUGCCCUUGUCAAGGCAAAACCACACCGCGACGCCGUUUCGAGAACAAUGCUGAUGCUGCGGCUGCGACUGCGAAAACGGCGCCGUUUAAGAAGGCCGAGGAUGUGUUGGGGUUUGUGUUCAGCGCCGCCGUGUCGCCGUGGGUUGAGAAAGCUGAGUUCGUUGAAGCGGUUGAAGCGAUGGCUUUCGUUCACGCUUUUCGCGGGUACAAAUCAGCCAAGCUUAGAGGUAACAAGAACAAGAACUCUAUUGCUCAUGAAUCAGAUAUAUUAGAACUGGAAGAUGAGUUUCAGCUACUCUCUCAGGAACUGGAAAAGAAUUUGGAAGCUGGUGUGACAAAUGGAAUGAGCUCAAAAGUUCCUUUUCUGACAGAAUCGUUUAAUCCGCUGCAUAAGCACCAACUUUCACAUACUCAACUUAAGCAAAGCAAGGAGCAAUCAGUUAAGGAGGUGCUAGUAAACUUGCAUUGUCUUGCUCUAGAUCCAUUUUAUCUAGUUGGGAAAUGCUUGAAUACUGUGGAGCAUAACGUUUUGAGGUUCAGAAGUUUGUCAUUCCAGAACAUUUCUGACUUCUGCUUUAAAAAAUGCAUGCAUCCUAAGAGCCCUGAAGCUCACUUUUCUGAUUCUGGGCAUACAAAGACUGAGUCUGGUGUGAAGGUUGACAGAAAACAAAGUCGUGGAGAAAUUUUUUGCCCCUCUUUAUCUUACAUGGCUGCUCCUGUUAACAGUAUGGGGCCAAAGAGGAAGCUUGAUCAGCCAUCUAAUUCUUAUCUUUCUUUAAAGGUACACAAAACUAUGCAAUUUUCCUCGGAUGCUGAAACUAGCGCAUAUCUGCAGAAAAAUAAAGCUGGACACAAGGAAAACUCUACGUUAUCUGAUCCUUCUUUCAAGUUGUGCAUGACUAUGCCUUUAUUCUCAUUAAAUGGCAGUGAUUCGUACUUGAGAAGAAAACAUAGUAGUGGUUUCCAAGUGGAACUAAUUAAUUCUGGCUUCCCAUAUUUUCCAGCGAAAUUAAAAAUGCAACACCACUCUUCCACUAAGCCCCAGAGACUGACCUAUUUAUGCGAUAGUAAUUUAAUGGACUCGGUUCAGAAUAAGUUCAACAUCUCCCUUUCAGGAGGAGCAUCUCAUUGUGGUGAAGUUGUUGAAAUUGGCAAGGUUCAGGAGCCUGCAGAAAAUGUUGAUAUUCUAAAUGAUACAAGGGCCUGUAUAUCUAGUGUUGAUUAUAUUUUGGCAGCAAAAAAAUGCCCAUCACAAUCUGAUUUUGCUGCUGAUAAAAUAGAGAUGCUUCCUAGUGAUAUUGAUGGUGCUAUGUCCAUUAGAUCCAACAAAGAAGCCAGCAUCAAUGUAGCAUUUCAAGACAGCUCCAAGGAGAAAAAGCAACUCUAUAAACCAGUUACUUCUGAUUCAUCAUUCAAGCUGCAAAGUGGUCAGUUGGAAGCAUUUGACACAAUUGCUGAUUCUUUGCGUUUGAAAUUUCCCAAGGAUUUUGAGCUGCCAUCCAAGCAGGAGUUGGUUGAGAAAUUUAGUCCAUUUGGCAUAGUAGAUUCCCUGAGGACUAAAAUCUUUUCUUAUAUAAGUGCUGCCAAGGUGGUUUUCUUACGCCCAAUUGAUGCAGUGGCUGCUUACCAAUAUGCUAACAAAGAGAGGGUUUUAUUUGGUGAGGCAAAUAUUAGGGUUUGGCUUGAUCCACCGGGACAAAAGAGAAUAGAAACCGAGUUUUCAGCUCCCCCCCCUUUGUUGACAGGGAAACCGGUGAGUCUAAAAAGAUGUCAACAUGUUACUUCUGAUUCAUCAUUUAAAUCGCAAAGGGAUCAGCAAUUGGAAGCACCUGCCACAACUGCUGCAUCUACAUCUUUGCAUAUGAAGUUUCCCAAGGAUUUUAAGCUGCCAUCAAAGCAGGAGUUGGUAAAAAAAUUUAGUCGAUUUGGCACAGUAGAUUCCUCCAGGACAAAAGUAUUUUCUUGUACAGGAGUUGCCCAGGUGGUUUUCUUACACCCAACUGAUGCAGUGGCUGCUUACCAAUAUGCUAAGAAGAAGAGGGUUGUGUUUGGUGAAGCAAAUGUCCGGUUUUGGCUCGACCCACUGGAUCACAAGAGAAGAGGAACCAAAUUUUCUGCUCCCCCGCCUUUGUUGACAGGGAAACUGGUGAAUCUAAAAAGACAUCAACAUUUUACUUCUGAUUCAUCAUAUAAGUCGCAAAGGGGUCAGCAAUUGGAAGAACUCGCCACAACUGCUGCUUCUACAUCUUUGCAUAUAAAGUUUCCCAAGGAUUUUAAGUUGCCAUCAAUGCAGGAGGUGGUAAAGAAAUUUAGUCGAUUUGGCACAGUAGAUUCCUUCAGGACAAAUGUCUCUUCAUAUACAGGAGCUGCCCAGGUGGUUUUCUUACACCCAACUGAUGCAGUGGCUGCUUACAAAUAUGCUAAGAAAAAGAGGGUUAUGUUUGGUGAGGCAAAUGUCCGGUUUUGGCUUGACCCACUGGACCACAAGAGAAGAGGAACCAAGUUUUCAGUAUCCUCGCCUUCGUUGACUGAGACACAAAUGCAUCUGAAAUCAUGUCUCAAAAAAUCCAGCCCCCUUGAGUGUAGAGACAAGAAAAAAACUCACAAGGUGAGAUUUUUAAUGGAGACAUAGAUCAUUUCAUUUUGAUCUUCUACCAAUGACAACUCUGCUUCUUUUCUCCCUUCUGUUUUUGGCUAAAGGGGAAAUCUACAAUGUCAUGUCCUAAUGUGCUUGCACUAGGAAUGAUUCCCAAUUUUGUGAAAAUGUUCAUAUAUUUUUGGAGAUGCUAUCUUUUGGUUAGUAACCUAGUAAAUGAAUUUAGCUGAUAGUCGCUAGUCA